Melospiza georgiana is the source of this 6146-nucleotide messenger RNA. RefSeq names its product phosphatidylinositol glycan anchor biosynthesis class O (gene PIGO). Gene Ontology annotation, molecular function: mannose-ethanolamine phosphotransferase activity. Gene Ontology annotation, biological process: GPI anchor biosynthetic process. Gene Ontology annotation, cellular component: endoplasmic reticulum membrane. The transcript is spliced from 11 exons. Lineage: Eukaryota; Metazoa; Chordata; Aves; Passeriformes; Passerellidae. The coding region runs from base 56 to 3319 and encodes 1087 amino acids. The record is from RefSeq and is a predicted model, not a curated record.
GCGGUCGGCGCCACACGCGGCGCUUCCGGGAGCGACGGGCGCCGGGAGCCGCAGGAUGCAGCGGUGGCCAGUGGUGCUUUUCCUGGCCUGGGUUUGCUUUCUCUUUUUUGCUGGUAUUGGGCUCUUCAUGAGCGGCUUCCUGCUCACCCGGAUCGAGCUUGCCAGCAGCAGUUCCUGCUCAGACCCACUCGUGCCUCCGCUUUGGGAGAGGCAGAGCCUCCCGCCGGGCUCCUGCUGGGCUCCCCAACGCUUUUCCAAGGCCGUGCUCGUCAUCAUCGAUGCCCUCCAUUUUGAGUUUGCCCGCUUUGACCCUGCCAAGGCCAGCCCGCUGCCCUACGAGAACAAGCUGGGUGUGCUGCACCAGCUGGCCACCUCCCAGCCCCGCCAUGCCCGGCUCUACCGCUUCCGAGCCGACCCCCCCACGGCCACCAUGCAGCGCAUCAAGGGCCUCACCACCGGCUCCCUGCCCACCUUCAUCGACGUGGGCAGCAACUUUGCCUCCUACGCCAUCCAGGAGGACAACCUGCUGGCACAGCUGGUGCAGAACGGAAGGAGAGUGGUCUUCAUGGGUGAUGACACGUGGGAAGGACUUUUCCCAAAGAAAUUCUUCCGUUCCUAUUUCUUCCCUUCUUUUAACGUGAAGGAUCUUCACACUGUGGAUGAUGGGAUCCUGCAGCAUCUCUACCCAACUGUGGACAGCGGUGAAUGGGAUGUGCUGAUUGCUCACUUCCUUGGUGUGGACCACUGUGGGCACAAACAUGGACCCGACCACCCUGAGAUGGCAAAGAAGCUCACCCAGAUGAAUGAGAUGCUCAGGUCCUUGGUGGAUCACCUGGGGAAUGACACUCUUCUUCUGGUGGCUGGGGACCACGGCAUGACAGAAACUGGAGACCAUGGUGGCGACAGCGAGAAGGAAGUCAAUGCAGCACUGUUUGUGUACAGCAGGACACCCCUGUUUGGCAGUGGCCCUCCAGAGGAGCCUGAAACCAUUCCCCAAGUGAACCUGGUGCCCACUGUGGCCCUGCUGCUGGGGGUGCCCAUCCCCUACAGUAAUAUUGGGGAGGUGAUGGCCGAGCUGUUCGCUGGGGACAGUGACGCUGUGUCUGCAGCCUUGCAGCAGCUCUCAGUCUAUCACAUCAAUGCCAAGCAGGUGGAUCGCUUCCUGCAGUCCUACUCGCUGGUGGCUCAGGACCUGCCAGCAGAGCAGCUUCAGCACCUACAGGAGCUCUUCUCCAGUGCUGUGGAGGAGCACACGCAGCUCCUGACCCACGUGCAGGGGACGACGGUGCCUCCGGAGCUCAAGCCGAGGCUGGGAAGCCUCAUCAGUCGCUUCCAGCGCUACUUGCGGGAGGCACGGGCUGUGUGCACCCAGUCCUGGGCCCGCUUCCACCCCCUGCGUAUGGUGGGGGGCUGCAUUCUUAUUGCUUCCUCUUGCCUGCUCUGCUACAUGGCCUCAGAGCUGGCCGCAUCCUCACAAUCUCUCUGUUGCAGCUGCCUCCUGUACCCGCUCUUCUGGGGCCCUGUGGGGGCUGCUCUGCUAUGGCUGGUCCACGUUUUCACCCAGGAGGGGCUGGAUCUGCUCCUGGUGUCAUCAUGGGCAGCUGCUGCUUCUCAGCUGGGUUUUUUCUGGCACUGGUGGGGCCAGCAUCUCAAGAGAGCCCGUCUGACAGGCAGUCAGCCACCCUUGGCCAGUGGUGGCCUCAGGCAGAGGCUGCACGCAUGGCUAGGGCUGGCCUUCCCCAUGGGCAUUCUGGUGUUCCGCUGUGGAGCUAUGUUCUCCGACAGCUUUGUUGUGGCCGAGGCACGGGUGGCCCCGUUCCUGCUGGCCUCGCUGGUGAUGUUGCUAGUAGGGAAGCUCCACUGGGAUGGUCACCUGACUGUGCCAGAAGGUCCCAAGCAGCAGCUCCUUGGCGUUUCCUCUUACCGGAGAGAGAUCUGGUACCUGCUGUGCCUCGUGGCCAUGCUCCUGGUCUGCGUGCGCCUCUCCAGUUUCUUCCACCAGUGCCGCGAAGAAAUCCCUCAGUGCCGGCCCUCUGUUUUCCUCUCCCCACUUGCCAGCCUGAAAAACACACGGGCCAAGAACCUCUUCUACCUCCUGUGCGUGGCCUUGCUGGCUGGGCUGGUGUAUGCAGUGCAGAGCUGGCUGAGGCACUACGGCAACCUGAACAGCUCGGACCCCCUCGUGCUCUUCGUGCGCUGGGGUUUCCCACUGGUGGUCCUUUGCAUUGCCUGCUACUGGGCCGUUGCCUCCAGUGCUGAUGACUCUCUUGGCAAGCUGCAGGAGCUGGUGCAGGUUGCAGUUGUUGUGUUUCCCAGGGCUGUCUAUGGACUAGCAUCCAUGGGCCUGCUGCUCCUGCUGUGCAAUCCCAUGACGGUGUUUGCAAAGGACACACGGGAGUCGGCAGGGUCCAUUGUCACUCCCUACCUGGGGGUCCCUGGCUCCGAAGUCGACUUCCUCCACGUCAUCCCUCAGAUCUACAAGAGGAUGCAGGAGUCUCAGAAGAGCCGGCUGGAGCGGGGCAGCUGCAGGGCCACUGUUGCAGCGUACGGGCUGGGCAGCGUGUACUCAGCAGCCCUGGUUAUAGCCCUCACCCUGCUGGGCUUCCUCUUGAUGCUUCUGCACAGCGAGCGGCUGAGCUUUGCCUUCCUGCUCCUCUUCGUGGAGGCCUUUGUGCUGCUGCACAUCCACACGUGUGCCAGAGGCCUUGCUGGAGAUGCUGAGCUGUUUUCAGUGCCGUGGUAUGCAGUGAUCUCCUGGCUCCUUGCUGCUUCACAGUUCUUCUAUUCCACAGGCCACCAGCCUAUCUUCCCAGCCAUCCACUGGAAUGCAGCCUUUGUUGGCUUCCACCUUGACCACAGCACGAACCUUCUGCCUGCUGUCCUGGUGGGAGCCAACACCUUUGCCUCCCAUAUCCUCUUUGCAGUUGGCUGCCCGCUGCUCCUGCUGUGGCCCUUUGUGUGUGAGGUGUCCACCUCACAGAGGAAGAAGCCCAAGAAGGAGUCCCGGGAGGAGCUGCAGGAGGUGGAGGAACACAUGAUGGAAAUGAGGCUGCGGGAGUCUCCAGAGUUGUUCUCCACUGCUCUGCUGCGGCUGGGGUUGAAGUACCUCUUUGUCCUUGGGGCACAGCUUCUGGCCUGUGUUUGUGCAGCUAUGAUCCUCAGGAGACACCUCAUGGUUUGGAAGGUCUUUGCCCCAAAGUUCCUCUUUGAGUCGCUGGGCUUUGUGGUGAGCAGCAUCUGCCUCUUGCUGGGGAUCUCCCUGGUGAUGCGUGUGGACUGUGCCGUCAGCACCUGGUUCAGCCAGCUCCAGCUGAGGUAGCCCUGGAGGCGUGGGGAGCCCAGGCUGCGCUUGUCUCCUUGCCUCCCUGGGGCUGGCAGGGCUACACGAGCCGCCAGCAAACGAGUGCCUGCCCACAGCAGCCAGGGAUUCUGCCCAGCUCCCUGCUGCUGUGCUGAACAAAAGGACUGGAGCCAACUGCUCCUGCCACAUGGGGAUGGGGUUUCUCAGCAGGGGAGGUCAGAGCUCUCACUCUGGGCUUUGCUGGCAGCAGGAGGACCCUGCUGCAGGAGCCCAAGAAGCAAGAGUCCUGAAGUGCUCCUCUGGAGAAACACCAACGGGGAUCUUGCCGGUACUUCCCUGAUGCAUGCCACGAUGUGCAGCUGGUAGGCUUCAGUGGCCAGCAAGGUGUCACCUUGACUGUGCAAAGACUCACGGGAUGGAGCCAGCUGAGGAGGGGAGAGGAGGUUGGAAGCGGAGGGAAUGUCCCACAGCCCCCACUUGUUUCCACAUGCUCGGUUUUCACGCUGGAAUCACACUGCACAUGGUUCCAUGCAGAUGGCUCCUGGAGCCUCGGUGGCAGCUACUCCUCUGUAAAGUCAGACAGUUGCUCUGUGAUGAGGCCUCUCUUGCCCUGCACUCAGUCCCGCUUUCCUGGUUCCCUCAGCCCUGUGAAGUGCAGUGGGGAGCACUGGGCUGCCUUCUACAGCAGGCUUAGCUUGGGCCAGUGGUAGCAGGGGCAGCUGUGUGGAUGACCUAGAAAUUCUCCACUUCUGUUCUCAACCUGUCCAGGUCCCUGUGGGCUGGGUGGUUGCAGCCAAGGCUCUUGAUCUCUUCCUGCCUGUGUGCUGCUGGACGCUGGCUGUUUACUGUGAACAGUUAAGAUGCAGGAGGAUGUAGUGACAGGAUAUGGGCUCACACCCAUGCUGGGCCUGGCCAGCAGGAAAUAGGAAGUAGCUGUAAAUAGGAAAUAGCUGGAGUAGCUGUCCCAGCUACAGGAGUAGCCUUGGUGUGAGAUACAGAGCCUGAGAGCAGCUACUUGAAAGCCUGGAGCAGGCACCAGUUCUUUUGGGAAGUGGAUUAACUUUCUGGUGUCUGUGUGUGUGCUGAGUGCUGUGGACCAGAUGCAGUCAAUCACAUCCAUCAUCCCAUGUGUGGGGCUUGUCUCCCCCUUGGCCUUGCCCUUCUCUGUGAGACUUCAUGUCACAAGUAAGCUAUGCCAACAUGCCCUUGACUGCUCACAGUCAGGAGGCAUGGUGUUUCUUUCUUUAUAGGCACAGGUGGAGGUGGUGACCAUGGUGCCUGGCCACAUCCCAACUCAAUUCCUCCUGCAGUUUCCAUUGGAACUGGGAUUCCUUACUGCCCUGAACCACUGUGUGGCAUUACUUGGUGCUAUAAAACUUUUUGUCUCCUUCCUCUUUGGAAAGAGACAAGGACUGCUUGCCUGGGAUUUCUGCAAUGAUAUUUGCCCAAUCCCAUUAAUUUUUAACUCAUGCACCAUGACUGCCCCUGUUAGAGUUCCUUACUGCAGACUGUUAGCAUAAUUCCAGGCUUUUCUUCUCUUCUGCCCUGCAGAGUCCCAGGGAAUAUCUCUCUCAUUAUUUCAUUUCUUGCCAUUUUUCCCAAGUGCCCAGUUGCUGUGGCUCUUGAGGGCAGGUGGAAUUUUGUAUUUUACCCCUGCAAAAUGCCUACUCAGUUGUUCAGAUGCAAUUCCAGUAAGGCUUAAACUGUUCUUGUAAUAGGUUUCCAUUGCCUGGCCUGCUUCUGAUCUGCUGGCUGUGCCCUGCUAUCUCAGCCUCUCAUGUCCUCUGCUCUGUGGUCCUGCUCAAUUUCACCUGUCACAAGAAGGGACUGGUUUGUAGCUGGCAUCACACCCUGGCCUGCCUCACUGCCUGGAUGCACAACACCAGUGCUAGCACAAGGAAGGGCUUGUAGCAAAUAGUGAGGGAAGCUGAAAUCUGCAGGAAUGCAUCAACCCACAAUUAAAAUGGGCUUAGGCACCCUUAAAAACAGGUUAUUUGCUGAAAUCUGACUGCCUGGUGGCCAUAAGCUUCUGAAGGAACAAGGGGUGCAUCAAUAUGGGGAGGAGGAAGGGGGUAGAGGUAGCAGUUACCCAGUAAAUUUUCACUUAAUGUGAGGUUAAUCUGGAUAACACACAUUGCUAAACCUCAAGGCUGGAGCUCAAAUUGGUCUUGUUGUAACCUCAUAACCUGGUCAGGAGGUUUCUGCCUGCCUGUGUUUGUGCUGGCAGAAGUCCCUGUGGCUGCUGAUAGUGUAGGACUGGCCCCUGAUGUCCCCACAGCUGCCACCCAGGCCCCUUGGCUUCCAUCUCUGGGACUUGUUUCUCUUUUCACUGGUCACUCCAGUGCAGCUGAGCCUUCCCAUGCCCACUGUUCAUGGCUGGAGCACUCACACAGGGCUUGGGAAUCCUCUCCUCACCCCUCUGUGCCACCCCUCUGCCAUGUGUGGGCUCCUGGUCCCAGGAGGCCAGGGAGAGCAGAGGGAACAGCAGAGCUGUAGCCUCAUCAAAGGACACACUUAUCUCACCAGAGACUGAACAAAACUUGCAGUGGAAGAGCUGCAAGUGCAUCCUUGUCACUGCAGAGAUGCCAUGGAGUGCUAGCUGCUCGGACACGGCAGGCUGGCUGCUACACCAAAGAUUUCAGAUUCAUGAAGAUGAGUUUUUCAAGGGCUGGAGAUGCUCUUGCUUCGUUUCAUUGACUGUUUCAGUCUUUGUCAGCCUUCCUCAGCUGCCCUCAAGCUGAUUGUUUGGCUGCCAUUCUUCUGAGCAUGCUGGGGAUUACACAGUUAAUGCCAGUCUAGGGCCUGGCAACCUUGGAAGCAGAUCAUGCUUGCUGAUGCUACAGCA